AUGUCUGACCAAGUCGGAGAAGCCGUUCCCGCCGCCCAGCGCAGCAGCUGGACAUCGUUUCUCAGAACGAUCGCCUCUUUUUCAGGAGACCUCUCAUCGAUGACUGCGCCGCCAUUUAUCCUGUCGCCCGUAUCCCUUACGGAAUUCCCUGCAUACUGGUGUGAACGUCCAGAAUUAUUUGCCGCCAUUUCAGAUGCGGCGACGGAUGAGGAGCGCGCACUUGCUGUACUUGAGUGGUUCAUCAGCACCCUCAAAGGUCAGUAUACCUCACGAAAUGAAUCUAUGGGCUCUGAGAAGAAACCAUUGAAUCCGGUUCUUGGAGAGUUGUUCUAUGGUCAAUGGCCUGAUCGAAACGGACGUGGUCGGACGGAUCUGUUGGUUGAGCAAGUUUCGCACCAUCCACCCAUAACCGCGUAUGUUAUCCAAAACAAGAGCAAGGGCGUCAAGUUGGUAGGACACAACGCCCAGAAGACCAGUUUCAGUGGAGGUUCCAUCAUCGUCAAGCAAAUCGGACAUGCGAUCCUUACCGUAACGCCUCCAUCUGGAAAACCCAUUGAGUAUCUCAUCACGCUUCCUCGAUUACGGAUAGACGGCCUGUGGUACGGCUCACCCUAUAUCGAGCUUGCGGAGAACACCUACAUCAUCGGGGGCAACUACGUCGCGACGAUCGAUUACAAGGGCCGAGGUUACUUCACAGGUAAAUCUCACUCAUUUAAGGCCAUCCUUACUCCAGUACCUGGGUGUGGUGGCGGGGGGAAAGAUCACGUCAUCGAAGGGCUGUGGCAUACAAUUAGCAAGUUUAUUGGUGGUCCUCGAUCUGGAAGGGAGUUCCACGAUGUCACGGGCCCGAAGGAGGAGGUAACAGUUAUUGGUGGUGAGGAAGGCGGUGAGAUGGGGGAGUUUGAGAGCAGAAAGUUGUGGAAUCUGGUAGCGAAAGGUAUCAGAGAAGGCGAUUUCGAGCUCGCGAGUAGGGAAAAGACAAAGAUUGAGAAUGAUCAAAGGCAAAGGAGGAAGGACGAAAUUGCUGCCAAGACCACUUGGAAGCUUAAACAUUUUGAGCAUAUCGAUAAUGACCCUACCUACGAACGACUAGGGAGGAUUGCAAAGAUCAGUCCUCCUACAGAAGAUGCUUAUGUCUUCCAGGACACUUGGCCUACAUCUGGCUAG
This is a messenger RNA of Guyanagaster necrorhizus, 1167 nucleotides long. Its product is annotated as Oxysterol-binding protein. Gene Ontology annotation, molecular function: oxysterol binding. Gene Ontology annotation, cellular component: cytosol; membrane. The coding region runs from base 1 to 1167 and encodes 388 amino acids. The record is from RefSeq and is a predicted model, not a curated record. NCBI's taxonomy places the organism in Eukaryota, Fungi, Basidiomycota, Agaricomycetes, Agaricales, Physalacriaceae. The transcript has 10 exons.